Symbiodinium natans is the source of this 1317-nucleotide messenger RNA. The record is from the annotation of a GenBank genome assembly. Lineage: Eukaryota; Dinophyceae; Suessiales; Symbiodiniaceae.
AUGGGGCAUGGACUUUGGUCUGCCAUCUGUCUAUGGCUCUUUGCCAGGUUCGUAGCUGCGCAAGAGUUUCCAACACCUGAGACAUGGAAGUACGAAUAUCCCGAGCAGCAAUACUGGAAGAACAUUGUUGACGCGCAGUGCGGGUCAACGUAUCAAUCACCGAUCGAUAUUCCAAAGAAGCUGACCUACGUCGACCAUGCCAACCUCACGCGCUUGGCAGCAGGAGUUGGAGAACGGCUUGGGCCGUUUGCUUGGAGCCUCGCGGCACAGACAGUAAAUGUAACCCUGCAUCCAGGGCCGCUGACAUGGGAUGUCAGACUGGUAAAUCCAGAAGCGGUUGUGGUUCAAAUUGGCGGUUUAGACUACAAGCUGGAGUCCAUCAGCUUCAAGACCCCAUCAGAACACACCGUAGAGGGUGGCCACAACGCAAUGGAGAUCCAGAUGCGCCACGUGGCUACGACCCUUUUUGGAGGUGAGCAGAAGGUGCUUAUGGUUUCCAUUAGUCUCAGACUCGCUGCAAAUGUCGGCAAUUCCUUUCUGACCCCGAUCUGGUCAACCAUGCCAGUCGAUGGCAAAGGGGCUCCCUCUGUGUUCAUCGCAAACCCUUAUUCGGAGCUUGCUCCUCCAGACAGGUCUUAUGUUCGGUAUACUGGGUCGACGACCACUCCGCCCUGCGAACGUGCCGAGUGGAUUGUCUUUAUGGAGCCCGGCUACCUUGGUAUUCAGCAGCUUCAGCAAUUCCGGUCCAGCAUCAGCGGAUACCAGCCCUCCAGACUGGCCCCUGCCAACAGCACACUGCCGACGGGAGUCUCCGAAUCUUGGGACAGUCGGUGGGGUCGGAACAAUCGCCUUGCUCAGGACCUGGGCUUUCGCGAAGUUCAGAUGGUACAGAUGAUGAAUGUUGACGCAAACGCCGUUCCAAAGUUGACGGCCGUCGCAGGCAUGGCGGGGAAUUCCUCCUGGGAGCAGCUCAACAUCUACUGGAUUAUCGCAAUCACUCUGCUGGUCCUGGCUUGUAUAAUAUGCGGUGUGUGGCUACUCAGGGCACAGCUCUUUCACGAGGAGGAAUACCCAUACCCAGCCGGUAUGUAUGACCCCUCCGGAUUCACCGGCAUGCAUGGCAGAGAGCUUCACCAGAAGGGCUGCUGCGAAGUUUCGGAUUCUGAAGAAGAAAUGGUGUUCCAGCCACAUGCACCAUACCCGGGACCGUGGCAAAUGCCAGCACCAUCGUACCUACACCCCUUCCCGGAGCAGUACAUGUAUGCACCACCAGGGAGAUCCGGCUUUGGGAAGCAGGACCAAAUCUACAUCGCUUGA